Messenger RNA from Zootoca vivipara (common lizard), 18448 nucleotides. The record is from RefSeq and is a predicted model, not a curated record. NCBI's taxonomy places the organism in Eukaryota, Metazoa, Chordata, Lepidosauria, Squamata, Lacertidae.
GUGGGUUUUAGUUUUUGCUAAUCACUGGAGCAGACGCUGGCUGGGAAAUGUGAAAUUUAUUAAUGUAUGUUGCUAAGUUGUGGCAAUGCGUUUGGAAAUGUAACCUAAGACGGAAGUACAGAGGCACUUUAGCAUCUCUGAGGGUGGGUUGUAAGACAGCCGUCCGCAUUGCAGGUUUAUAAGAGAUCCAGGAGAUUUUCCUGCUUUGGGGGAUGUGGAAUGCUUGAGCAAAAGGUAUUUCUUAUGUAGCAGUAAUUGAUCAUCUUAAUACUGUAUUGCUGUUGCUAACGGUAGCUUUCAAACUGGACUUGCAACAAUCCCUCCCAUGUCUGAGGGAGGGGUUGCCUUUGUAAAAGAAUUGGUAAAAUUAAUACAUUAGGCAUUAGCAAUAAUAUUUGGCCAUCUUCCUAAUAAUGUUUGCAUCUGCUUUCCAGUUUUAGAUUUUAUACAAAAAAUGCUAUAACAUAUAAAUCACUGCUAGUUUGUAAAGUCUGAGUACAAAUUUUGAUUAGUAAUUAGUAAUUGAUUUUUUUUCAAUGCCUUUGCUUUUUAAUUGGUCCAGUUGAGCUCUACCUGUGUAAAUAGAAAAUUGCUAUUGUUAAGAAGUAAUGAACGGGACACAAUCCCUUGUGAUUAGAUGGGCAGGAACAAUGGGCAGCCCCCAGACUUCAUUCUUGUCAGCUGGCAGGUAAUUGGAAUCUCUUUACCUCUGAAGACUGUGGAAAUGGCAUAAAGCUUUAGAAUAGCAGAAGAAAGGAAACUUUCUUCUGGGUUUGGUACAGAUGACACUUGUAGUCUGUCAUUCCUUUUAUUUUAGAUGAUUGAAGUACUCAAAGUUGCUGAAAGUUAAGAAAUGGAGUUAAGAGCGACAUUUAACUUUAAAGACUAAUUUGUAAGUUAAUGCUGGUGCAGCCUACUGUAGUAAUUAACUUAUUAGUAUUUGUCAUAUAACCAGUUUUUAAUGGUGGAGGACAUUACUUGUUUGCUUGCAGUCAGUGAUUAACAAAGUGUGUGUGUGUGCAUUUUGUAAGGUAAGGGACAAAUAGCUCGUUCACUAAGUUUGAUGUUCAUGGGGGCAUUGGACUCUAUUGGCUGGAAAAGAGUCUGUCAUAAUUACUAUGUAGAUGAUUGCGGUGUCAGCUUUUAAUAAUUUUUAAAAGAUUUUUGGAAUUUUCUGAGGCCAAACUUUGAUGACUUGUUCCUUUUGCAGGCUUUCCCUCUCUCCCCUUUGCUGCAGUGUACAGUUGAAAGCCAUCCUAUUGCAGCAACACCCCUGCUGUGUCUCACUAACAUCUCCACCUUUUCAGAACUUGGAACUGGGAGGCUGGAAUAUUUUUCCAACUGAAUUCUUUCUCAGGCUGCUUCUGCUACAUCACUGUAAAAAAAAUGGUGCUGCUUGGGUGAGGCUAAGCAAGACAGGUUGCCCUCUGUAAAAGACAAGUAUCCUUCUCUCUUUGCCCUCAAAGCUGUGCAACUAGAACUUGUUGAUUCAGCUGUGCAGAUGGUGGUAUGCUAAAGAAACUUUAAAGUAACCUCAAUCCCUGUCUUUGUUUCAAAAUUAAUGUAAAACAAACAACUUAGUAGUGAUUAUAUUUUUAUCUGCACAGAUAAAAAUGGUUAGCACUCAUUUUUCUGUGCUCUACUUGUCUUUGAUUCCCAUGAACACAAGCUUUUGUGAUUUUAAAAUAAGGAAUAAGUUUCUAGUCCUGACUGUUGAAGUAGUGAAUUUCUAAUGCUGAAGCACUCAGUUGGAGAAUAAAUUGAUUAAGGCAGAGUAAUGUAGCCCUGGUGGCUUCAUGGGUUUCUUUCUGCUGGGUUGUUGGGUUGCCUGUAGUGGGAUCUGGCAUUUGCCAAGGCCUUGUCCGCACUAUGCUGUCAGCAAGUGGCAGGUUGCCAUUCCGCCUUAGCAGCAGAAUGCUUGCCUGCUUUGGGGAUGUGGAUGGAAGUGUAGUGCUUGCAUCGUGAUGGGAAGAGGUGCGGGGCCAGUGACUUACUUCUUUGUGAAAAAGGUAUGUUGGGCUAGACGGAUCCUUGAUCUGAUGAAGCAGUUGUAUAAAAUAAGAGGUUUUAAAAAUGUAAUGCACAAAGAUCUGUUCUGCUUGCAUGGCAUGGCCUGAGAGUGUUUCUGCAAAAGUGUGGAAGAAGCCCUUAUGCUGCAGGGAGACAAUAACUUUUAAGAGUUGAAAGUGGUAUGUUCAGAUGUCUGCUGCUGCUUCCACAGUGUACACAUGCCGGCUCUUUCAUUCUCUUGAACAAACAGGUCUUGCAAGACAGAAUCAGAAUUCAAAAUGACCUUAACAGAUUGGAGAAAUGGGUGCAAGCUAACAAAAUGAAUUUCAGUAGGGACAAAUGUAAGGUUCUGCACUUGGGCAGGAAGAACCAGAUGCACAAAGAUAGGAUGGGGGACACCUGGCUUACUAGCAGUACAUGUAAAAAAAACUAGGGGUCCUUGGUGGACCACAAGCUUAACAUGAGCUAACGCUCUUCUAGGCUGCAUCAACAGAAAUAUUCUGCCUUGGUCAGACCACACCUGGAAUGCUGUGUCCAGUUGUGGACACUGCAAUUUAAGAAGGAUGUUGACAAGCUAGAAAGUGUGCAGAGGACAGCAACCAAGAUGAUCAAGGGUCUGGAAACGAAGCCUUUAUGAAAAACGCUUGAAGGAGCUGGGUAUGUUUAGCCUGGAGAAGAGGAGACUGAGAGGAUAGAGCUGUCUUCAGAUACAUGGGAAAGGGAGCGUGCUUGUUUUCUCCUGUUCUUGAGGGUAGGACUCAAGGCAAUGGCUUCAAGUUACAAGAAAGGAGUUUCUGACUAUACAUUCGGAAAAACUUUCGGACAGUAAGAGCUGUUCGGCAGUGGAGCAGACUCCCAUGAGAGAUGGCGGACUCUCCUUCCUUAGAGGUUUUUAAGCAGAGGCUGGAUGGCCUUCUGUCAUGGAUGUUUUAGCUGAGAGUCCUGCAUUGCAGGGGGUUGAACUAGAUGACCCUUGGGUCCUUUCCAACUCUAAGAUUCUAUGAUUCUUGGAGCGCUCUUGGAGCGCUGUUAGAAUUUGCAAGUUGUGAUGAUAGGAAGGUGAGUGUGACUUGCUAACCAUGGGCAUCUAUGGCCCUCUCAUCUCAGCUUCAUGAAAAAUGCUGCCCAUCUCCAGCCUCAGGUAACUACCCAGCCAGGAAGGGAGGAAGGGUGUUAAUUUCAGGGCUUUGAGAUUGUAGCCCAAGAUGUCCCUAAAUUAUCCAAGAUUCAUUGAUAGUAUACAGAGUGUGUUGCUUUAGUUCUUCCAUAUCUUCAGCACUAAUAACCACUUUCAGGAAAGUGGUUGCUUUUUUAAAUGUCAGCACACCACUGGGAGGUGCGGCUGUGCAACCCCCCCCCCAAAAGGACUGUGCCUCAACAUCUGUAUAAACACUUGCUACCAUUCUUUCCCCCAUGUCUAUAUUUUAGGAAAAUAUAACAGCACUAAAGGCUGCCAGAAGCAACCUCUCUGCCACCAGCACCACCCCAAGUUUUGACGUUAGUUCACAUGGAGGCAGGAUGGAGAGAUUCAGCAUUCAAAGUCCCACAGCCAUACUAGAAGUGUCUUUGUAUUUAAUAUGCAUGGAUGUUUCAUGUUGCUGCCAUCAGCUCAGGGAUUACCUUAGGCAUGGUGUAGUGGUUAAGAGUGGAGGGGUUCGGGUCUCCGCUCCUCCACAUGCAGCUGCUGGGUGACCUUGGGCAAAUGGGCUAGUCACACUUCUUUGAAGUCUCUCAGCCCCACUCACCUCACAGUGUGUCUGUUGUGGGGGAGGGAGGGAAAGGAGAUUGUUAGCAGCUUUGAGACUCCUUAAAAGGUAAAGGGACCCCUGACCAUUAGGUCCAGUCGUGACCGACUCUGGGGUUGCGCGCUCAUAUCGCAUUAUUGGCCGAGGGAGCCGGCGUACAGCUUCCAGGUCAUGUGGCCAGCAUGACAAAGCCGCUUCUGGCGAACCAGAGCAGCAACGGAAACGCCGUUUACCUUCCUGCUAUUUAUCUACUUGCUCUUUGACGUGCUUUUGAACUGCUAGGUUGGCAGGAGCUGGGACCAAGAACCGCUGACCUUCUGAUCAGCAAGCCCUAGGCUCUGUGGUUUAACCUUCAGUGCCACCCUUGAGACUCCUUAGGGUAGUGAUAAAGCGACAUAUCAAAUCCAAACUCUUCUUCUUCUGCUGCUGCUGCUGGUGGUAUGCUGAGGAUAAUCCUACCAGAUGCUGCUAUGUUUGUUUGUUUUUUGAGGGUGGGGAAUCCCUCAUUAGCACCAGUAAAGGAUCCCCCCCCCCAAAAAAAACAACAAAACCUAAAUACCAAAAUUACAAGAGGGUUAUUCCUCAGGAUUGCAGCAGGGGAGGAAAAGGUUAAAUUCCCCCCCCCCCGCCUGCUGUGUGAUCCCAUUAAUUGCCUUCCAAGUUGAUGAUGAUAUUUGCAUUAAAAAACAACAACCCUGCAUGUUAAGUGAAAAGAUGUAUUUAACAUCCCUCUACUUGGAGUGUCAGAGCUUCAGAAAACGACAGACACACAUUUUCUGAGUGUAAACAGAAUCCUUGCAACAGAACAGCUGGUUCAAACAGUCCCCCCUCCUGAAAAUGUCUCACAGUGAGAGCAUCCCUCUCAUAGAAUCUGCAAAGCACCCACUUAACAGUAAUUUCUACUGGAGAGGCUGUUUGAAGUGGGCUAAAAAUAGACACAUAAAAAAAUUCAACCACUCAGGGCUGCUUGCAAGCAUAAGCAGAGGGUGGGGCAGUUUGCAGCAUCUCUGAAGCCAGUAGACUACAGCCAUCCAAGAUUAAAUUUUCAGAAGUGUUUUUGCAGAUGAGUAUAGACUGCUGGGUACCGGUACCUUUCAGAUGUGGUUUUGGUGAUAACAUAUUUUGAGUGCAUAUGGAUGUACUGUAUACCUUUUAACUUUUCAGUAUCCAGCUACUCAGAAGUGACUGCUGUAAAUUUACCAUUUCAAUCCAAAGCAUUUUUGUUCUGCCCAGAAAAUUGGGAGAGUAGGGAGAGAUAAUAGCACAAACUAUGCAGAAUGAGGUGGUAAAAUUUUGGGUUGUGCUACUUUAGGCCGCAGGUGAGAUAGUCGUAUUUUUAUUAAUGUGUUGUUAAAAACAUAAAUCUGCAUGCAAUUAGUAAAAACUAGCAUGUUGAAGAGUGGGCCUUGAAGGGUGGCCAUUCUAAGCCUUUCCCCCUGGUGGACUGAUUCUAGUUCAGCCUUUGCUGCCCUGGUGACACCAGAUGUUUUGGACUACAACCCCAGCUAGCACAUCCACAUUUACUGCAAUUUACUUCCUCACAGUAACUCCAUGUUCACUUAGUUUUUUAGAAUGAGAACACAGGACAAGCCCCCUGUAGGAAGUGGUUUGCAAUUAUGCAGGGAGGGGGGUGUUGAUUAAAAAAUCAGACACAAGACCCACUUGCCUUUCAAAGUGGCACAGCUACAAAUUUCACCAUGUUCUUCCACAUAAUCUAUAAAAUGAUUCUGAGGGAGCAUGGGGUGGUAGGAGAAGAGUAUGAGAGUUGUGGGUGCUGAUGUGGCCAGCCAUGUGUCUUCAGUCUCUUUCCCUCCCAUCUCCUGUCUCUGCACACUUUUUUUGAUGUCUGGCUGCCGAUAUGUGAGCCCUGGUGUGCACUUGACAGCAGAUCCACCCACCCCUUGGCAAGUAGAGAGAGAGAGAGAGAGAGAGAGAGAGAGAGAGAGAGAGAGAGAGAGAGAGAGAGAGAGAUGGAUUAGAACAGGGGUCAGCAAACUUUUUCAGCAGGGGGCCGGUCCACUGUCCCUCAGACCUUGUGGGGGCCGGACUAUUUUUUUUUGGGGGGGGGGAAUAUGAACGAAUUCCUAUGCCCCACAAAUAACCCAGAGAUGCAUUUUAAAUAAAAGGACACAUUCUACUCAUGUAAAAACAUGCUGAUUCCCGGACCGUCCGCAGGCCAGAUUUAGAAGGCGAUUGAGCCGCAUACGGCCCCCGGGCCGUAGUUUGGGGACCCCUGGAUUAGAACAUCCCUCCCUGAUGUACUAGUUUUCCAUUUGCAGACUUUGGGGAAGAGCAUAGAAUGGUUUUACUCACCUGCUCGCUGAAGUGGUACAAUCCACUCUGUCCCCUCAUGAUCGUUCUACAUCAUUCUGCUUCAUGUGCAGACCAACCCUCCCUCCCCCCCACUAGUGUUCUGUUGGCUGUUGCACCUCUGUGCACCCAUUGUUGCGCAGGGAUGGGAGACCUCCAGAUUUUGUUGGGCUGCAGCUCCUCUUAAGUCCCAGGCAGCAUGGCCAGUUGCUGGGAUCUGUAGUCCUAUCAACAUCUGGAGGCCACAGAUCUCCCACCUUUGUUGUGAAGGAAACAACAUGGCCUGGAGCUUUGGACAGCCCCAACAAUUAUAAGAUUCAAAGCACAAAGUGGCAACAGCCCUUGGAGCAGAAGGCCAGGCUCUGUCCAGAUGGAGUAAUUUCAUUGCAUUAGGUCACAUGAAGGUGUUUAUGUUGUCCUGGGCCUUGGCAUCUGGUUGUCUGUCUAAGAUGGCUGUUGCAACAUUGGCUCUCAGCUACGAGCUAUAUUAAACUGCACCUACCAUUGUUGGCCCAACAACCCAACACCCUCCAGUUAUAGCUAGACUUCCAGCAUCUCUGACUUUUGGCCAUGCAGGCUGGAUCUGAUCAGAGUGAGUCGAACAACAUGGAAAGGUCCAGUGGUCAGCCACCCCUGGCCGGGUGACAAUCUUCCCUCCCUGAUUUAAAGAAAAUUGCAUCAGAUUUCCUGAAAGCAUCUUGGGGGAAAUGAGAAAAGCCAUCCCUAUUGCUUAUCUCUGCUCAUUUCCUGAGCGCAUUGGGGCGUUCCUCUUGAUAGCCUUUGAGACUUUCUCCUCUUAAUUGUUCUUCCGUUGCUGCUCCAUCAGAGACUUGCCACAGUACUAAAAAUAACUCCACAGUGAUAUUAAGACCUGAGACAUUCAGAGGUCGACUGAAAGGAGACUACAGCAGUCUGUCUGGGAGAUUGGGGUGGUGGGGGGGAAUGUACACUUCAUAAAACAUGUUAUAUGCCUUUAAAAAUAGAAAAUGUUUAGAGGCUUUUUAUAUUCUUCUGAAAAGAACAUGAGCUCACUGAGCUUCUUAAGGGGCUGGUUCCAUAUUUUUCUGGAAACUCCCUGUUCCUUUUGGUUGUGAACUCAACCACUAAGAAGACCAAGUAUUACAGUGCUGGCAGAGGACACAUUUUAAAGUGUCUGGGUACCAGGAUCUAAUUUUUAGUUGCUGUGGUGGCUACCAUAGAUGCCUUGGAUUUUCAUGCUCUACUAAUUUUAUUUUUAAAACUAAAAACAACUUUAUUUGGCAUUACCUGUGACAUAUGCCUUUGUUUUACUGACUGGUCAGAAUCAUGCCCUUCACCCAGUGGUGGAUUGAGAGGAGGAUCUCCCAGGCCAGGGUAAGAAACUGGUAGAAGAAAGGGAAGCUCCCAGGUGAGAGCUAGCAGGUUGGGCUCCAGCACUCUCUGUGUGAGACAAGGGUUAAGAGCUGCCUUUGGAAGAGGACUCUGCACUUUCUUCUCUCUCUCUCUGUUUUUGUUUAGAUUAGUUCCUUUUAUCUUACUGUAUUAUGAAAAAGCUGUAAUCAAAUCUUAUUAAAAGGAAUCAUGCCCCCUUCACCCAGCCCUAAAAACCAGCAUUCCUCCUUUUCAUUUAUUGCCCUAUUUAUUCCUGCUCUACAUAGUACUUAGUACAGUGGGUGACGCUGUGGGUUAAACCAAAGAGCCUAGGGCUUGCCGAUCAGAAGGUCAGCGGUUCGACGGGGUGAGCUCCCGUUGCUCAGUCCCAGCUCCUGCCAACCUAGCAGUUCGAAAGCAUAAACGCUGUUUCCGUGUGCUGCUCUGGUUCGCCAGAAGCGGCUUAGUCGUGCUGGCCACAUGACCCAGAAGCUGUACGCCGGCUCCCUCAGCCAAUAAUGCGAGAUGAGUGCUGCAACCCCAGAGUCGGUCACAACUGGACCUAAUGGUCAGGGGUCCCUUUACCUGUACUUACUACUUAACCAUGGUUUCCACAAAGCAAUUCUGGAGACGGUUCUUGUUCUUGUUUAUUUUUUAUUAUUUUUCCCUUUAGCAUGUUUAGUGUUAUUGUAUUAUGAUUUACUGGUGCUGUUGUCCUUUUAAAAUCUUAGUAAUAAAAGGUAUUUUAAAAAAAUAAUCUCGAAAUCUUUUAAAACAUCCUUAUUGGGUGGCACUGAGUUAUCAGUGGAACGCUGAAUCUGGUGCCAAAACUGUGUUUGCAUGCUUGCAUUUUUUUAAUAGUUUGUUUUGUUCAAGAGUUCCAAAAAUGGCUGAGCUGGAACAUUUUUGUGGUACUUGGAAAAAACCAAAACCCUGCAAUAGCACCUGCCGUUAUUCCCCCCACCCACCCAGAUAGGGAAGCUCAGUGGCAGAGAAUAUGCUUUACCUGAAAAAGGUCUCCGGUUCAAACCCUGGUAUGCCCAGCCAGGGCUGGAAAAGAUUCCUACCUGAAACCCUGCAGAGCCACUGCCAGUCGGGGGGACAGUACUGAACUAGUUGGAUUCAGGGGUCCGAGGCAGGUUUCCUAUGUGACUAACCUGGUUCCCAUUGUUGCAAGGAGCCUUAUGUUUUCUUCCACCUCCUCUUUGUUCCCUUUUCUUGUAGGUGGGCCAGGAGAGGGCGUGAAACCUGUAAGGGCAAACGGGGCCUGCACAAAACAUUGCAGUGCAGAGCGCUACUGCUCAGGUUUCCAGCCAGCCAGGCAUGCCCGUUCCAAGAAAACACAGUUUCUGGAUUCCCCCCCCCCUCAGUUGUUGCUGCUGAUUUGGGAGGGAAUACCUGUGCAGACCUUGGGGUUUCCCUAGGCCUGCUGAUGCCACACAAAAGUAUAUAUGUGGAUGUGGCUGUGGAUGGUGACAGUUACAUAAUGACCCACACUCAUAGAAGUGGGUAGUCUAAGUGGUGCCUCUCGGAUAUUUUGGACCACAGUUCCCCAAAUCCCUGGCCAUUGGCCAUGAUGACCAGGGGUGAUGGAAGUUGUGGUCCAUGACAUCUGGAGAGUACCAACCUUGGCUGCCUGUGGUGGCUAGUGAUGAAUGCAUUUGUUGAAAUAUAAUAGAAAUAUAUAGUUUAGAUCAGUGGUUCCCACCCCCCACCCCAUGGGCCACUUGAAAAUUGCUAAUAAUUAUUAAGUGGACCACUUAAUAAUUGUUCUGCCUGUUGUAGCAAGUGUAAUGCUGUAUGAUUUUCAACUGCAUUUUUACAGACAUGCCAUGGACCUCCUGAAUGAAGCUUGUGACCACUGGUAGUCUGCAAAACACAGUUUGGCAAACCCUGAUCUAAAUGACCCAGUUAAUCCCUGUUUUUUAAAGGUUUGUUUUUUAACCAUGCAAUUUCAUUGUAAUGGAUGGAGUGUUUUACCUGCUUCUGAGUUGCCUUUGUUCUUUAGGUGAGUUCUGCUGUAUAGAGAAGGAAUGCAGAACCUCUUUUCUGCCUGAUAGCUGUAUUCUCUUGUAGGAAACCUUCCAGGGGUCGCAUGCCUAUGCUGGGAAGGACCAGAGGCAAAUGUGGCUAGGGUAGUAGAUGCAAUUCUUACUUCUGUGCAGCAGGCUGCAUUCUAGCCGUGCAAGAGGCAGAAAUUCUUACAUGCCCACACCAUGCUCACCUCUCCAUCCUUCUUCCAGGCCGCAAGUGGUGUUAUCCUUGUUCUAAGAACACAUUCCAGGAAAGCAAAAGCACAUGAGGAGAGUGUGGAGCCAGGACAGUGAAGGGUGUAACUGGAGGUGGGGUGUGGCCAUUGAGAGCUGGACAGAGAGGCCUGGAGAGUGGUACUUGGACCCUGGGUCAGAGUUUCCCUCCCCUAGUUUAGAGAGGUGGUGUGGGGAAGAGGAGAGGAAAGAUUUGUUCUUUGUACAGUGUAGAGUUCAAAGUCAACCUUAGAUUAGACCUCUGCUUUCUCUCUCUCUUUUUAGUGUCGGUACUCAUAAAAGUGCUGUGGGUGCCAGCACAAAAUGGCUGCCAUGUGCAGAAAGAAAGACAAAAGAGGUUCCGGUGAGUUCUGUCACUGAACUGAAGACUACUGAACAAGACUUUUCAAAAGGCCUCCUUUCUCCCUCUAGAACAAGCAAGCUUGCAAGCGUAGAAAGAACCCCCCCCCCAAAGUUGGGAGACGUGGGUGGGUAACGCGGCUCUUGGGCAGCUGGAAGGAGCCCCGCCCGCCUGCCACUUCCCUCCCAGUCGCCAGGAGACCAACAACACAUCAAGGGGCCUCUCCUCUGCCUCCUUACUCUCCUUUUUCGUGUGCCAUGAAUGAUUCUCCAGCGCAGCCAGCAGGUAGAGCCCCUUCUUGCCAGGGGGCUGCCCCCUUUCGACUCCUCUGCGCCCGGAAGAGGCCGCUCAAACUUUCGGUUCCUAACUUAGCAGAGGAAGAUUUUCCUCCACCUUUGAAAGGGGUGUGUCGGCAGCUUCCCAGCCCCUCUUGAUUCCUCUGAGCGGCCAUGCCAAUGCCCCCUGGCUCGGUGGCUCAGUGGUGGAGGGCUAUGUGCAUGGAGCAAGGGAGCAGCAGAUCCUACUCCGCUCCCCCAAGGGCCCUGGGUCAGUCGGGCUCCAUGGAGCGUCCGCUCCACUCUUUUCCGGCCUCCAGCGCCCUUCUUCUCCUUCCUCCUCCAGGGCUCAGGAUGCCUCACAAGUGCCAGACGGGACAGGACAUGCAGCCCGCAGGAGGGAGCCCAGGCAGCACACCAAAUGUCACCCCCAAGCGUGCUGCCCUCAGACAGAGAACUCCCAAGCCUCCCCCGAGCUGUCAAAACAAAGGGGGGAAGGCCGCCGGCAAAGUGGCGCAGCUUCCCCCUUCCCUCGACAGCUCGGGGUAGGCUUGAGUGUCAUGGGUGUCGUGCCAAAUGUCACCCCCCUCAGUGAUGACACCUGGGGUGGUCCGCCUCCACCGCAGCCCCCCUUCCUACGCCUCUGAGAACAAGGUGGUCCAACCUUUCAUACCAAGUAGGCCACAAGAGUACUUUGACAUGGAACCCGCGGGCUGCACACUGCUUUGGGGGUGGGGGAGAAAGUCCAAAAUUUGACGCCCACACCCCAGUCCUCAUGCUGCCUUCUUAAUACCUGGUAAGCACUUGCCUGGUUUCAGGAAAAAGAUUGGAGAGCUCUGACAGGGCGGGGGUCAUUUUGUAUAAUCCUGAUGGUCUCAGUGGAGCUGGAGCUGUACAAGUUGUUAUUUCCUAAGCAGGUGAUAAAUUUAUAAUCCAUUUUAGCAGGGGGGUGGGGGUCUUUGUUUGCCAGGAGAUACUGUCUUUAAGGCGCCUGCCAAAGAAUCUCAGAUUUUGAAGUUGUAGAUCUGCCCCGUAGAACCUCUUCCUUGUCUGUUUUCAGUACUGUGAGAGGGGCAUUUGCUUAAUUAAUCAAAGAAGAAUGGGGAGUAGCAGAGGAUUUUAGAGGCUCUUCAAAGGGGUGGGGUGGAUGGAUGUAUAGGUAGGUAGAUAGGUAGAUAGAUAGACAGAUAGAUAUUGUGUGUGGGGGGGGGUGUCCAUUAGCAAGGUUGUUCUGACUCUUCAGCCAGCAAUAUCAAGGUGUGACUAUAUAGCACUGGAACGGCUGGGUGGUUGUUGUUUUUCAAUCUCCGAUAAAAUGAAAUAAUUUGGUUUGUUUUUGUUGCAGAUCACUGCUCCAAGAAUGCAGUCGCCAAGAAUGGGAUGGGGCCAUAGCUCAGUGAUAAGAGUGCAUGCUUUGCAUGCCGAAGGUUCUGUCUCUCCAGCUAAAAGGGUCUUACGUAUCGGGGCUGAGAGAGAGAGCCCUCAGUGAGGACCAUAAGAGCUGCUGCUAGUAGGCUAGAUUGCCCAAAGGGUUUCAUUUGGCUAAAGGUAGCUUCAGAUGUCGGUACAUUCAGAUUUACGACUGAUUCAGACAUUGGACACCUCGGUGUAUCCAAUGUAGUGUUAAGUUGCUGGCAAUGAGUUUCCGCUAAUGCUGCUGUUGUGUUGGAUUCCUCUGUUGUGCAACAUUAAAACUUACCCACCUGCUAGCACAAGCACCCUUGCGCCAGCAGACAGAGAACUUUGGCUACAGCCCCUCACGUGGACCACCAUCAAAGGCUGUUUCUGGUGCCUGAAGACUCCCAAGUGAUCAGAUGUCAAAUGUUCUGAGUGCCACAGUCUGGAGGCGUGUUUCAUUUAAUUCAUUCACUUACUGUGUCUGUAUGCUAUCUUUUGCCCAAAGAGCUUAAGGCAGGCAUCCCCAAAUUGUGGCGCUCCAGAUGUUUUGGCCUACAACUCCCAUGAUCCCUAGCUAACAGGACCAGUGGUUGGGGAAGAUGGGAAUUGUAGUCCAAAACAUCUGGAGGGCCGAAGUUUGGGGGUGCCUGGCUUAAGGCAACAUAUGAAGUCUCCCAUCCACAGCAGCCUUGUGAAAGUGAGCUGGACUGAGAGGCAGUGCCUGGCCAGUGAACUUCAUGACCAAGCAUUUGUGUGUAUGCAUGCAGGUGUGACAUUUGCCAGUACUUUUAGGUGGCUUCAAACCACCAUUUGAUAAAGUACUUCAGGAUAAAGCCAGUCUCUUUAAGCUAAAACUGGCUAGCAAUGUUUAGUGGUGCUUUUCAGCAGUUAAUUGUGGUUUAGCUUCUAGUAUUCCACAAAGGGAGGAAACAUAUUCCUUUCAUAGACCAGCUGCUGGGCAACCAGUCACCCCCACUUAGAUGGAAAUGUCUCCUUUCACUGCUUUUGGACUCUGGCACUGGACUCUUUCGCUUGUGCUGGUAGAGCAUAUAUUUCACAAAGCGGUGAAGGUCAGGAAUCUUGGAAAUGGCACUUGCUCUCCCUCCCUGGCACACAGACCUCCAUGGUAGGAGUAGAGCAGGCAUCCCCAAACUUCGGUCCUCCAGAUGUUUUGGCCUACAACUCCCAUGAUCCCUAGCUAAGAGGACCAGUGGCAGGGAUGAUGGGAAUUGUAGUCCAAAACAUCUGGAGGGCCGAAGUUUGGGGAUGCCUGGAGUAGAGAGACUGCCUCCUGACUAAUCUGAGGCUCUUUUCUGCUUAACCUCUCAUCAGCUCAAGGCAACUCAGGGAGCUGUAGUCCAAAACAGCUAAAUGGCAGCAGUUUAGGGAGUGCUGAGCACAUCCAGGUGUGUGGAAUGCUUCCGCCUGCACCAGUUCCUCCACCUGCCCUCCACCGGUUGCCAGGGCUUUGGUGUCUUCAUAAGUGAGCGUCAACAUGCCUUGUUUGUUGGGGGGACAACAGCAGCAGACUUCCUAUGCUGCAGCACUCAGUCCUGGGUGUGGGAAGCUGCUGUCUGGUCUUGCCCUUGGAAGAUCUGUCUGCUGUUGUGAAGGUAUUUUCUGCAGCAGCAGCCGGCAGUUGCCUCCUUUCUCCAGAUUCCAUCAGUGACUCUUUGCUAGGGAGCCGCAAGCCUUAACAAUGCCCGUUUUUUGCCCUGUAACUUCAGGCUCCCACCUCCUAUCUCUAUCAGGUGUCAUCAGCAAAGAAACUGUAAAUGCAAAUGUUUACAUAGAGUAACCAGAAUAGGACAACUGCUUUGUGCGUGCUGGCAUAUACUGGAAAUGCUACAGAGCUAAUGAGUGGGGGGGGUUAGUUUUGGGGGGGUUUGUAUUUCAGUGGGAACAUGUUUUAAAUUAAUAAUGUGUGACUUGCACAAAACAAAAUAUUCCACUUGCACUGUUUGUUGGUAAGCCUCUCCCCUGCCCCACCCCCACCUGCUUUCAGAGUGCAAAGGGCCUGCUGUGGGAUGAUUGGCUGGGUGAGUCGUACCAUGCCUAGGAAGGGAGCGCCAUUUCCCCGCUAUGUCACCCACUCAAUGGGAAUUCAGCAAGCACUUAAGGAAUCUGAGAUGCAGUAAAGCUUUUAGCUGUGCAGACAAGGCUGGCUCAUUGGAGAGAGAUAAUGUAGCUAAGAAAUAUUGACAGUGUUAGUGAAGGAUGGGCCUUGAGACCAUGAACAGAAUGGAAUGGGCUGUUUAUAAAGGGCCCCCCUCCCGGGUUUUAGCCAAGGAUAUGCCACUUCAAAGCAAGUCAGAGAUGGCACUGCUGUACUCUACACCAUGUCUCCAUCGCUGCUUUUAAUUUUGCUUUUCGAAGUCUGAAUGCAUAUGGCUUGGGCAAGUUAAUGUGUUCUUUGACAGAGACUGCUUGAUAGGUUUGUGGGGUUGAGCCUUAUGCACAAAGCUGAGAGAGAGUGGGUUGCCUUCAGGGCUCUGAAGCUAUAAAAGAAAUGGGGAAACAAGGGCUGUCUGUGGGCUCCCAUUAUUUACCAAUGCUUUGCAAAAUUGCCUGGACACAGUUUCGUGGUAGCAGUAACCCUCAACCCAGCUAGUUGAUUGAGGUUGUUCAAUUCACAGCCAUGCUUUCAUGAUUCUAAGGCAGUUGCAGAAAUCAAGAGUCCCACCAGAACACUUUUGAGCUGUGCCUCUCCCUUGCGAAGAGAUUUUUACUGAAGACCCUCUCUUGGUUUAGAAUUGUUUACAAAACUUAAUCCUGAUCCAGGAUCCUUCUCCUGUAAAUUGCAUGAAAGCUCCAUUGUUUUGUGGAAUAAGUUCCUGCAAAACUUGCUCUUCUAUUUCUGCAAGGAUGCUCUGUUUCCUUGGGGAGAUCUCCAACUCCCCCUCACCCUGACCUUUAAUCUCUCAAGGACGUACAUGCUACCAAGUUAACUCAGACCUUUUAAAAAGUGAGGUACUUCAUUCUUCAUUCAAGAAAAAGCACUAAAGCUUAUCAUAAGGGAAGGAUCCUCAGUGAUUGAUCACAUUGCCAGUAACAAGUCCCAGGUUCAAUUCCUGGCAUCUUCAGUUAAAAGAAUCAGACAGCAGGUAAUGUGGAAUAGCUUUCUCUGCCAGUGACCCUGGAGUGAUGCAGCCAGCCAAGUGUAAACCAUCCUCAGUAGAUAAAGCAGCUUCAUGCAUGUAUCACAGCACACUUUAGACAUUGGUGAGGCUCCAAAAUAUCCAACCAAGCUCCAGACCAUAGGCCUACUUAGAGUGGACCCAUUGAAAUCAAAUGACCUCAGUUAGUCAUGUUCCUUGAUUUCAGUGGGUCUAUUCUGGGUAAGAUGUUUGCUUUUACUUUUUCAUGCAGAAGUAGAACAGAAGUGGCACAUUGUUUGAGGGCUAGUAGUAGUCUGGCACGUGUGUUUAUAACAUCGCAGUGUUGGUUUCUGUCUAGACUGAGCUGAUGAUGCCAGUAAGGCCUCCUCUUGGGUGAAUGUUGUUGUUUAGUCAUUUAGCCGUGUCUGACUGUUCGUGACCCCAUGGACCAGAGCACGGCAGGCACUCCUGUCUUCCACUGCCUCCCACAGUUUGGUCAGACUCAUGUUGGUGGCUUCGAGAACACUGUCCAACCAUCUCGUCCUCUGUCAUCCCCUUUUCCUUGUGCCCUCCAUCUUUCCCAACAUCAGGGUCUUUUCCAGGGUGAAUAGGAGCUGUGAUAAAACAGAGACAGGAUUGUCUUUGAUGUAGUUUGCCCUCUGCAUGGAAGAAAUGAGAGUCUGUGUGUACGACCCAGGCUGCAUAGCUUUCGUUUUUAUAAAACAAGCAUGCCAACUAAGCACCUCUUGUGAGUGAGUGGUAGGCUGGAGGGCAAGUGUUCUCCUACCCGGUUUGAGGGUGGGCCCUCAUGCCAGCUGUUCAAUUAAAAAAAACCAUAACCUAUUCGCAAUCAUGACCUGUUAUUGCUAGCUAAUGUCUCUAGCAUUUUUACUGAAAUGUUUACAGUCUUUAUUUCCACAGCCAUUCUCUAGCCUAAGAAGUGAUCUAGACCAGACUUCUCCAAGCUGUGGUCCUCCAGGUGUCCAGAACUACAGCAUGUGCUGGCUGGGGCUGAUAGGAGUUGUAGUUCAGAACAUUUGGAAGGCACCAAGUUGGUAAAGGAUAGCCUAGGCCUUUGCCCGAAGCCCCAGGUGAUAUCCAUGACAGUGGAGCAGCUCCUCUGCCGCACACCUUCCCCCAGUCUGUGCUUGAGCUUCAUUUCAGCAGAGGCUGCUACCAGGGUCUAGCUGCUUCUCUCCGGCAGCUGUGGGUUGCAGUAAACCCUGGCCAUCAGCCUCAAGUGCUUGGUUCACUGACAGACCACGCAGUAGCCCUUUCCGUUCAUCCAGCCCCACUGACUCCUGGUCUCUCAGAUUUGGUGUGUGUUCUGUUGUGCUCUGUUAGAGAUAACUAGUAUAGUGCCGUUCAGAUGCUGAACUCCCACCAAACCCAGCCAGAAUGGCUAGUGGUCAGGAAUUACAGAAGUUUUAGUCCAACAAUCCCUGGAGGGCCACAAACUCCCCAUUCCUGCUCUUGGACCAGAAGCAGCUGGAAGCUUGAGUGCUUUAUCAGCUAGGCAGCACACCUGCUACAGGUAGAUGUUGACACAAAAAGGUUUCUUGCUGGUGGUGGGUUUCCUUGCCAUUCUGAGCUGUUCAGUGCUGCUCAGCUGCAGCCUUUGUUGGCCCUGUGAAUGUUUUGUUUGCUGUUGGUUUCUAAGAUCGUGGCUUAUCAGGGGCUUCCCUGUCUAUGAGGGAUUAUAGCCUCUCUCUAAAUGUAGCUCAGGGAGGUGACUGGCAGCUCAUACCAAGGAGGAGGCGCACACACUCUCGGGUUUUCUCAGAACUCCACUUCAGUCUGCUAAAGGGAUUAGUGCCCUGAAGUCUGUCUGGCACUAAUCCUUUUCUGCAAACAAAUGAGCACCUGGUGGUGUCCUCUGCCCCCCCCCAUCAUGAGCAUGGCUAUCCUGAAUGGGCUGGAAUUUCCACAACUGGAAAUAUCCACAUCCUAGUUGAAAGUGUCCAUGCUGCAGAAAGGGAAUGGCCUUCUCUGCACACGGGAUCAUUUUGGUGCAGCUGCAUUGAUCAAAAGCUCACUUGUUUUGCCCUGGACUUGGAAACUGCAAGGUAAAAGGCCCCUGAUUUGGUCUCAAGGUGCUAUGUUCCCCUCUUCCGCCCUUCACUCAGCAGGUUCACUGGAUGUCAGGAUGGCGGCAUCAAACCUGGAGAACCAGCUGCACAGCGCCCAGAAGAACCUGCUCUUCCUCCAGCGGCAACACGCAGACACCCUCAAGGGGCUGCAUGCUGAGAUUCGGCGACUACAGCAGCACUGCACAGAUCUGACGUACGAGUUGACUCUCAAAAGCUCAGACUCAACAGAAAGUGGGACUUCAAGAAGCGAAGAACUCAAAAGGAAGUGUGAAGAACUUGAGGCCCAGCUGAAAGUGAAAGAGGCUGAAAACAAUGAGCUAUUAAAGGAACUGGAGCAAAAGAAUGCAAUGAUAAUGGUGCUUGAGAACACCAUCAAGGAGAGGGAAAAGAAGUAUUUAGAAGAACUGAAAAUGAAAAGCCAUAAGCUGAACAUGCUGUCGAGUGAAUUGGAGCAGCGCGCCAGCACGAUUGCAUACCUCACCUCACAGCUGCAUGCAACCAAGAAGAAGCUCAUGAGUUCAAGUGGGACUUCUGACAGCUCUCCAUCCGGGAGCCCAGUGCUGUCCAGCUACAAACCAGCCCCUCCCAAAGAUAAGCUCCCAGAGACUCCGCGGCGCAGAAUGAAGAAAAGCUUGUCCACCCCCCUCAAUCCUGAAUUUGAAGAGGCCUACAGAUUAGGAUCGGAUAGCCGCAAACUGCUGUUACGGGAGCCUGUUGAUGCUAUGCCUGAUCCCACUCCCUUCUUACUGGCAAGGGAAACUGCCGAGAUCCACCUUAUCAAAGAGAGGCCUUUAGUCAUUCCACCGAUUCCUUCGGAACGCACCUCUGCUGAGCCACACAGCCCAGCCCGGGAGAAGCAGCACAAGGCUCACGUUGGUGUGGCACACCGAAUCCACCACGUUGCUUCACCCCAGGCACAGCCAGAGGUUGAGACACUAGCAGUGGAUCAGGUGAACGGGAGCAAAGUGGUCCGAAAACAUUCAGGGACAGAUAGAACUGUUUAAGCAUACUGUCUGGAGGUGACUCUCUUAUGCACUGUGAUCACAAAUAGGGUUAAUUGCAUCUGCAGUCACUCCCCCCCUUCAAAUCCCCUAUGCAUGCCAAAUUCUUUCCAUCACUAGAAUAACCUCCUCCAAUGGAUCCCCCAAUAUGACUAUCUACUUAAUGAAACGCUGUGGCCAAACUCAGGUGUCUGCCUGACUGCUUGCUUCCAAUGCUCCUUCAUUUAUUCUAAGCGCACUUGUGGGCAAAUGCCCAGGCAACAGUCUGCAUUAUUAAUCAAUAGUAAUGACAGAGUCUGAUAGCCUCCUAAUGAUAGCCCUGCAGCACUGUGUAUUGGCUGUUAAUGGUUAAAGCCUUCCAUGUAUGUAUCACUUCACAGUCAUGACAAAUCCUUCUUUUGGGGGAGGGGCAGCGCUGACCACCAGUGUGAGAAGAAAAAGAACAGCUCAGUGACCCCGCCUCCCUCCAUCCAUCACAUGGUCUUGAUCACAGUGUUCAUAUUUUCUGUUAUGUUUUUAUCUACAGCUACUAAAAUCCCAACAAACUCUAUUUUAUUAACCCUG